Strongylus vulgaris is the source of this 342-nucleotide messenger RNA. The record is from the annotation of a GenBank genome assembly. NCBI's taxonomy places the organism in Eukaryota, Metazoa, Nematoda, Chromadorea, Rhabditida, Strongylidae.
AUGUUUAGGCCAGUUUCCGCGUAUGCGAUGUUCUUCAAAGAGCGACAAAUGGUCGUUAAAAAGUCGUUCCCAGAAGCAACAUUUGGUGAUAUUUCAAGAAUAGUUGCGGGAGAAUGGGAUUCCCUCGGGAAAGAAGAGAAAGCGGCGUAUAAGCGUCGUACGGAUCAUUUACGCAAGAUGCAAAUCGAGCUGGCUGUGAAAGGACGAGUAGAGCGGAUUUGCAAAAAUGUAACUGAAGGAAUGAACGAAGCAAAAUUUGAAGAGACACAGAUGAAAAGAUGUGCAAGCGCCCUUGUGGACCGUCAAGUUUGCAAGAACAAAUUUCACAGCUUGAAGAUGUAA